AAGAGGCCGAGGGAACCUGUUAAAAUGCUCCUGUCCGUGUUGGCUGUGAUCCUGUGGGCGCGCACUGCCGGGCUCAGCGCGAGCGCGGCGCUCAUGACCUUUCAACACCGAGACGCGAGCACGGGCUUGGCGGUAGUAUGUGACCGCUGCCCCCCGGGGAAAUGCCUGCAGGCGCCCUGCACGGCCACGACGAAGACGGAGUGCGCGCCGUGCCCGACGGGCUCCUUCACGGAGCUGUGGAAUCACGUCACGAAGUGCCUCCGCUGCUCCAUGUGCGGACACAACCAGGAGGUGACGCGGCCGUGCAGCGCCGAGCGGGACUGCAGCUGUCAGUGUAAGGAGGGCUUCUACUUCCAGAAGAAGUACGAAAUGUGCGUGAAGCACACCGACUGCCCGCCCGGACACGGAGUCCUCAUCAAAGGCACGGCACAGCAGGACACGGUGUGCCAGCUCUGCCCCCGAGGUUCCUUCUCCGAUCAGGCGUCGUCGCUGCAGAACUGCACGCUGCACCGUGGCUGCGACGCUCCGGGCCAGCGGCUGCUGCUGAAGGGCUCCACGUGGCACGACAGCGUGUGCACGACGUGCGAGGAGCUCGGCUCUCGAGACGGAGCAGACUACCUCCGGGAAAUCCUCCCGGCUUUCUUCGUCCAUCAGAAGAUGCCCAUCAAGCGUCUGCAACGGCUCUUGCACAAGCUGCCGCCCCAGAACGGCAUGAUACCGCAGAACAAGAUCUCGACGCGCAGUCGGAGGGAUCUGUACGCGAUGAUCAACACGUGGAUGGUGAACGUCAGCACGGAACAGCUUCGGCAACUUCCGAUGACGCUGACAAAGAUCAGAGCAAAAAACCCGGCCAGGAAACUGGAGAACAAGCUGCGGCAAAUCGACUCCGCCUUGGCCAGCCCCUGCGUGACUGACAGUCCGCUGGUGGAGGUGGUGGUGAUGGCUGAAUAGGCAGAGAUGGAAAAUAUGUUUGUUAUGCGUUUGGGAGGAAGCACUUUUUAGCUGGCUUUAUUCAUUUUGAAAAACAUGCAUACUUAUUCUAAAAUGCUGCCCUGUUACUGUGUUCAGACCAAAGGCAAAGUGAGUUUGCCACGCUGCACACUGACAGCAAAUUUGCUCUGAGAAAGAUGCUA
Myripristis murdjan (pinecone soldierfish) is the source of this 1133-nucleotide messenger RNA. Its product is annotated as tumor necrosis factor receptor superfamily member 6B-like. Bases 25 to 951 code for a protein of 308 amino acids. The transcript has 4 exons. The record is from RefSeq and is a predicted model, not a curated record. NCBI's taxonomy places the organism in Eukaryota, Metazoa, Chordata, Actinopteri, Holocentriformes, Holocentridae. Gene Ontology annotation, molecular function: protein binding.